CGUGUAACAGGCACUGGAGGUGAUCAGCUGACUCUGAUGUUAAUAAAGCAAGUUAUGAGCGGGUGGAGGAAGCUGAGAUCAACCGGAUCGUCUCAUUGUUCAGACUUUUCCGGCCGGUGGAUUCAUGCUGAGGGCGACCGAGAGCAGAAGGUAAACACCGGGGAAGGAUCGCUGCCGUCAGCAUGGACGUCCAGACCGAGAGACGGAGGCUGCUGGAUGAGGAGGGUGGAGAUGAAGAUCCUACCGGACUCCUGUCCGAGCAGGAGGCUUAUCUCAGCAAAGUGAAGAACAGGAAGUUGUACCUGGCCUCGUUCGCUGCCGUUCUGGGUCCCAUGAGUUUCGGGUUCGUGCUGGGAUACAGCUCCCCCGCCAUCCCUGAGCUCAGCAGGAUUUCCGACCCUCGGCUGCGGCUCAGCGAAGUCGAGGGCUCCUGGUUUGGGUCCAUCGUGACGAUAGGCGCGGCGGUGGGCGGCCUGCUGGGCGGCUGGAUGGUGCAGCGCAUCGGCAGGAAGCUGACGCUGAUGUCCUGCACGCUGCCCUUCGUCUUCGGCUUCACCAUCAUCAUCGCCGCUCAGAACGUGUGGAUGCUGUACGUGGGCAGGGUGCUGACCGGCCUGGCCAGUGGCAUCACGUCUCUGGUGGUCCCGUUGUAUAUUUCUGAGACGGCUCAUGAGAAAGUCCGCGGGAUGCUGGGCUCCUGCGUUCAGCUCAUGGUGGUCCUGGGGAUCAUGGGAGUUUACCUGGCAGGUUUGUUCGUGGACUGGCGCUGGCUGGCGAUCUGCUGCUCCCUGCCGCCGUCGCUGCUGAUGGUCGCCAUGUGCUUCAUGCCCGAGACGCCGCGCUUCCUGCUGUCGAAGGGGAAGAGGCGGGAAGCCGAGGAGGCCUUACGCUUCCUGCGCGGGCCGGACGCUCCCAUCGAGUGGGAGUGCUCCCGGAUCGAGGACGGAUGCGACGAACAGGGUUCGACGUUCCACCUGUCCGACCUGAAGGACCCCGGCGUCUUCAAGCCGCUGCUGAUCAGCAUCCUGCUGAUGGUGUUUCAGCAGAUGACUGGGAUCAACGCCAUCAUGUUCUACGCUGAGGACAUAUUCGUACAGGCGCACUUCAAGGAGAGCGAGUUGGCUUCGGUGAUCGUCGCUCUGAUUCAGGUCAUCUUCACUGGGAUUGCAGCGGUGAUCAUGGACCGGGCCGGCAGGAAGGUUCUGCUCGUCAUCUCAGGUGUGGCCAUGAUGAUCAGCACCACGGCGUUUGGCGUCUACUUCUACUUGACGCCCAAAGUUCCCAGCGGAGCGCCGGCGCCCCACGCUGACCUCACCUGGCUGGCUCUGGCCAGCAUGGCCGUCUUCAUCGCAGGCUUUGCCAUUGGCUGGGGUCCCAUCCCGUGGCUGAUCAUGUCGGAGGUCAUUCCCAUCAGAGUGAGGGGGUUUGCUGGAGCCGCCGUGGUGCUCAGUAACUGGGGCAUGGCCUUCGUCGUCACCAAAACCUUCCAGGACAUGAUGAACCUCUUAACCAGCGCCGGGACGUUCUGGCUCUUCGCCUGCAUGUGUGGCCUCAACAUCAUCUUCACCGUCAUCUUCGUCCCAGAAACCAAAGGCAAGACGCUGGAGCAGAUCGAAGCCAUUUUCAGAGGGACGUCAGGUCCAUGAAAUCAUCCCUCAUCGGACCUCAGCAGCCUGAACAGACUUUAAAAUGGGCAUUCAGAACAUAUCCUCCAAGAACAUGAAGCUAACUCAAACAUUUUCUAUAUUUGCUUUUAUGGCAGAAAACAGGUGAAUAUUUUAAGUGAUUCUUGUCUGUUUGGUGAAAACUGAACUGUAUUUUAUUAUUGAGGUGCAACCAAACUGCCAAGAGAGAUGAUGAUGAUGAUGAUGAUGAUGAUGAUGAUGAUGAUGAUAAGUUAGACAUGUUGGCUCCUGAAAAAUACAUAAUCUGACAUCAGAAAGCUGUGAGGCGCCUGUUGCUCUUCGCUGCCCCCUGCAGGCCACAGAGGGCAUCUGAGAAGGAAGCACAGCUGUAACGCUUCUUUACAGAUUUCAGCGAUGCAACGCAAAAGCUUCACUACGGCAAAAAGAUGUCUGUGAAGUUUCUUAAGUUUCUGUCUGUGUGUUUCCACACAGCGUUUUCAAUAUUGUACCACUUAUAAAAAAAAAGGUUUAAUCUGACAAUAGAUAAAAAAGCUGAUUUUUGCUGUUAAGUUGAUAAAAUCUUUAUUUAACUCUUCCAACAAAACAUUUACGUAAACUAAAACUUUUCCCUUUCUGAGUUUUUAUGCUGCUUUUUGCUACAUUUCUGUUAUGAUUUUCAGUUUGCUGAUUUAAGCUCAGUGUUAGGAAAAUUCAUACAGGAAAAAUAUAAAAACAUGAGCCCUGAUCAGUACAAAAAACUUAAAAACUCUCCACAUAUUCCUUAAUUUACAUUAGAAACACUAUUUAAAGUUUAAAUGAGUGUUGGGUUUUACCCGACUGCGUUGGUAUUUGGAUGUCAUACAUAGUUUUUAAAUAUUCACAGUGAAUGUUUGGGAGGUUUUUUUUAUUUGAUUUUACCACAAAAUGUUCAGGUUAGUGUCAUGAUUGAUUCUGAGCCUUUUAAAUAUUCAGAAACUAUUUUAGUUAAGCUAUUUUCAUGGUUGUAGUUUUAUCCUAUGUAAAAUUAGUGCAUCAAAGUGCAUAAAUGCUAAAAUUCAUCAACAGUAUGUAUUUCCUUUCUGAAUUAUUCUCCACAGCUGCAACUGAAGGGACGUUUUAACCAUAUUUAACACAUAAAUCACAGCAAACAAAAUAACUUUAGAUUUUCUCUUCCACAAGGUUCUGCUGCAGUUAGAAAAUGUCCUUAAUAAGUUACUGUGUUGAGGUUUGAUUUCUAUCUGUCUGAUAAAAAUGCUGAAUCGCCGUAGCAACCAGACUCAGCAUUUUCUGAUUCUUUGGUUUGCUGUGGUUUCUUUAUUCUUAUAUGAAUCCACUGUCAAGUAAGUUGCAAAUUAACAGAAGGAAGUUUGUGUGUUUUGCUCUUCUUUUGAAAUAUCUGCUGAAUUGUUAUUUAUUUUUUUAAUCUGGAGUCAUCUUUGAUGAUCCUUCAGAAAGUGAAGUGGAACUGGACUUCCUAAAAACACUUCCUGUUUUUGUUUGGCUUGAUGUCAUUUCAGUGGAAAAGAAUAACGUCUUGUUGCUGUAAUAUUUUGCAGAGGAAAGAAUACGAUGUUAUAAAGAUAGUGGGACGUGAAUGCAUCAUGAGCUGAUGGAGUUCCUGUUUACACUAACUGCAUUUUUACUCAAAAAGCUGACAUCAGUUAUCUGUAACAACUACAUGGUUCUGUUUGUACCGGUUUUUUAUUCUUAUGGUUUUGUAGAUUAAAUGUUUUAGAAAUGGA
Molecule: messenger RNA, 3367 nt
Organism: Poecilia latipinna (sailfin molly)
Lineage: Eukaryota; Metazoa; Chordata; Actinopteri; Cyprinodontiformes; Poeciliidae
Gene: slc2a8
Product: solute carrier family 2 member 8
Exons: 11
Coding region: 183-1646 (487 amino acids)
Biological process (GO): D-glucose transmembrane transport
Cellular component (GO): membrane
Molecular function (GO): D-glucose transmembrane transporter activity
Source: RefSeq, a predicted model, not a curated record